Fusarium subglutinans is the source of this 738-nucleotide messenger RNA. Its product is annotated as haloacid dehalogenase-like hydrolase. Bases 1 to 738 code for a protein of 245 amino acids. The record is from RefSeq and is a predicted model, not a curated record. The transcript has 2 exons. NCBI's taxonomy places the organism in Eukaryota, Fungi, Ascomycota, Sordariomycetes, Hypocreales, Nectriaceae.
AUGCCUGAGAUCAACACCCUCCUGUUCGAUUGCGACAACACCCUCGUCCUCUCUGAGGAGCUUGCCUUCGAGGCUUGCGCAGGCCUCAUCAACGAGAUCUGCGAGGCUCGUCAAGUCGAGAUGCGCUUCACUGGCGAGACCCUCAUCAAGGAGUUCGUCGGCCAGAACUUCCGCGGCAUGCUCACCACCCUCCAGAAGAACUACAACAUCGAGAUCUCACCUGAGGACAUGGAGACCUAUGUUCGAAAGGAGGAGGACGCCGUCAUUGCCAAGCUCAAGGAAUCUCUCCGACCUUGUGUUGGUGUUGAUGAGCAGCUCGAGAAGCUUGCCGCUUCUGGCAAGUACACCAUGUCCGUAGUUUCUUCCUCUGCCCUCCGCCGUGUCCGUGCCUCCAUCGAGAAGGUUGGUCAGGACAAGUACUUCCAGGGCGAUGUUGUCUUCUCUGCCGCUACAAGUCUCGAGAAGCCCACUAGCAAGCCUGAUCCCGCUAUCUACCUUCACGCUCUAGAGAAACUUGGCAAGAAGGCCGAGGAGGCUGUCGCUAUUGAGGACAGCAAGAGCGGCACCCUUAGCGGCACUCGUGCCGGUAUCAAGGUCAUCGGUUAUGUUGGCCCUUAUGCUGAGGACAAGCAGCCCGAGAUGGAGAAGACCUUGAGCGAUGCCGGUGCUGUUGUCAUCAUGCGAGACUGGUCCGAGUUCCCUGCUGCUCUGCAGAAGAUUGAGGCUGGUGAGGUCUAA